Molecule: messenger RNA, 697 nt
Organism: Pecten maximus
Lineage: Eukaryota; Metazoa; Mollusca; Bivalvia; Pectinida; Pectinidae
Exons: 4
Coding region: 144-614 (156 amino acids)
Source: RefSeq, a predicted model, not a curated record
ACCAAAGGCUACUCUCCUACCCGGAAGUCACGGACCAGUGGUCACUCGCUAGGGGCUAUAGCACCUGGCACGAAUGACAGAAACUCUUACCAUUUCUCAGGAAAUCAUUGGCCAGGGAUACACGUCUGUCUUAAAGACGAGGCAUGUUGGGUAAAUUGUGGAUUGGCGUGGCAGUCAGUCUCGUAGUAGGGUUAAUAUGGGUGGCUGCCCAGGAGCCCAUCGCACCUGUUCAACAGAUACAGGCGAUACAAUACCGUAAUUUCCAACUUAUCAACGAGCAACAGAGAAGGAUUGCGGGCUGGAGACAAUUCUACGUCAACAGACUCCCAUACGAAUACUUGAUACCAAUAUACUUCUUGGUGUUGCUUAUCUUACGGAAGCCAGAAGAGCCCACGGAAAGUUGUCCAUCUUUGCCUGCAGCUGACACUCUUGGCGUGUUCUGUUGCGGCUCUUUCACUACUUCGGCGACCUGCCAGGCGUCGCCUCAGAACGCACAAUGCACGUGGGAUACCGGUACAUGCAAAUAUGAAUGUAAUACGUUCACGACUCAAGUACAAUGUGAAGGAGUCGGAUGUACCUGGUUCGUGGUGUUUGUUGGUAUUUGUACAGUAUAAAGCAUCGACUAUAUGGCAGCUGGUCUAGGAGAGGUUUUGUUUUUCAUUGUAUCAGGAAUAUCGAAAUACAACAAAAAAGUUAU